Symbiodinium sp. CCMP2592 is the source of this 1383-nucleotide messenger RNA. The record is from the annotation of a GenBank genome assembly. Lineage: Eukaryota; Dinophyceae; Suessiales; Symbiodiniaceae.
AUGUCGACUGGACGCGCCCCCGCCUUCGACGCCGCCGCAGCCCUGGCUGCCGCCGAAGCCCAGGCAGCGGCCGACUUCGCCGCGGCUGCUGGCUUGGAUUGGGCCCAUGUGUUCAUCACAAAUUUUGCGGCAGGGGCGUCUGACGGCGAGCUCGCCGCAGCUGUGGGCGCCUUGUCUGCAGUCGACCUGGCUCGCCUGAUGGCGGCGUGCACGGCUGCCCAGCCCACGGCUGGGCCUUCGACACCGGCUAUCUCGUCGCCUUCGUCGGCAUCCGGGACUUUGCCUCCGACGGGCACAACCUUGUCGACUACGCCGACGCCCUGUCCGCCCUUAUCGGCAUCUACGACGGCCCCUUCGGGCGGCCUGCCAGCCGAGGCCUGGCUUGCGCCGCCUGGGCCCCUUCCGUCCGUGGUGCCAGGGCCUUCGGUACCGGAAGCUCGCCAGUUCUGGUCGGACCAAGAGGCGGCUUCCCACCACGUCGACGCCUCGGCGGGCGCGGUCCCAGUUGACGCCGCCGCCUUGCCCGUACCGGAGGACGGCGAGGACGACCUCGAGGACGGCACGGGGCAUACGGGGCUCGACGGCUACUUGGCUGGCUUUCCGGCGCCUCCCCCCCCGCUGGUGGUUGAGCCUGCCACGGGGGCGGACGACCAAGCGCCUCACCAGCGUCAGCCGUCUGGGUUGUUUGGAUCGGCUGCCCCUUCGCCGGCGGCCGUGCCAGCCGUGGAGGAGCCGACGCCCUACGAGCGGCAGCGUAGGGCGAUCAACCAGGAGAACGCCCUUCGGGCGCUGGCUGGAAUGGGGCCGAUGGGCUUCGACGUCACUUACGACGAGAUGCUCCAGCUACGGAUCCAGCGCGAGCUGCGGGAAAUGGCCACGCCGCCGCCCCCGGCAAAACCGGCAGGGCAAAGGGCGCCGGAGGUGAUCGUUCCUCAGGAAGGGGUGGACCCGGAGCGCGACCAUCCCGUCUUCGGCCUGCGCGGGCGUGCCGCCCAGUGGCCGUGGCGGCCACGGGACCAAAAACAGGUCCCUUCAUCGCCAAGACGGCACGCCCGUCACGCGCAAGGAGCGGUGGGACCGCUACAGGCAGAUGAAGCACCGUCCUGGGGCGGACUUUUUCGACUCAGAGCUGCCGCUCGGCCUCGACGGACCGUCGCGGGCAUCUUCGUGCGCAGCCUCCCGGAGGGCGUCCAGGGCGGCAAGCUGCCCAGGGAGCCGCCCCAGGACGGCACCCACUACAUCGGUUGGUGCUUCGCCAAGUGCCCCGGCCCUUGGUUCAGACCGGUGUCGGCAGCCCGGUGCCCGUACGUCACCGGGCGGCCGCACUCGCACCACAAUUGUGCACGGUGCGCCCCGGACUCUCCGGGCGAGCGGGACCGCUGA